UUGAAUUGUCGCUUGCAAAUCCAUUUCGAUCGUCAUUAUUUUGGUCGCCUUUCAAUCUUUCAAACAAUAAAAAAAAUGAUUUAUCACAACGUUAGAGUAACUUAGAGCAAAAAAGUGAGUAAUUUGUGAGGAAAGUGAUUGUAAACAGCGAUGCAUUUGUUUUUGUACUGUUGAAAUGUCAAAAUGUGACAGUUCUCGUUUGACGUAACGCGUUAUACAUUGUUUUGGUAUAUGUGUUGUCGUUAUUUUCACAUUGAGCGGAGAAUAUUUAUUGAAAAAACUUUUUAUUUCAUUUUAAAAUUGGGUUUUCUUUCGGAAAUGUUUAGAUAUUUAAAAUGUAAUUCAAAUAAAUUGGCUUUUCAAUUUUGUACUCAAAGAAAUUACUGUAAAUCGUUGUAUAUACAAGGGCAACGAGUUGAUAAUAAAAUCAGAGAAUAUUUCUACUACAUUGAUCACGAUGGAAUGCUCUUUCUAGACGAUGCACGGAUAAAGAAUUUCACCUCUUGCUUCAAAGAGAAACAUUUCAUUCGAUUUUUCUUCAAGCGAUUGCGAUUCAACACAACAAACCGAUACCAAAAUGAAUUUCCAUAUCUGUCACUAUGCGGCACCGAACGCAAUUAUAUUCGUUGCGAUGAUCUACCAAUCGUUUUCACCGAUGUUAUAUCAAACGAUCAAGAAAACUGUCUGGCAUACAACCAUGGUGGUAAUGAAUUAAAAAUGCAAUUUCAACCGGAUAAAGUAUAUAUGUCGCCUGAAAGUGGUCGCGUUUAUCAUCCAGCCGAUGGACAGUAUGGCUUUAUCGGACUUAUUCGCUCAAAAAUGGCCAUUGCAUUUAGUAAACAUUUUGAAUUUGAACAAGGCGAACAGGCACCACCAACUCAUUUUACGUGGAACAAUACUCGAUAUAUACUAGAAAACGAUUGGUUGAAAGACAUUAAAUUACCAGAGGGUCGGAAAUAUUUGUAAAUUUUUCAUCAACUGAUUAAGUUAAAUGUUUGAAUGUUCUUUAAAAUAACGAAGUCAAAAGAGUAAGCAUUGUGCAGCUGAAACCAAAAGUCAAUAAUUAAAACAUUAUAAUUCAUUUUUGCAAUUCAA
Messenger RNA from Contarinia nasturtii (swede midge), 1095 nucleotides. Its product is annotated as UPF0598 protein CG30010. Bases 232 to 966 code for a protein of 244 amino acids. Lineage: Eukaryota; Metazoa; Arthropoda; Insecta; Diptera; Cecidomyiidae. The transcript is spliced from 3 exons. The record is from RefSeq and is a predicted model, not a curated record.